UUGCAAUUUUUGCAAACACUAAACAUAGAUCAGAGACUGCGCGUGAGAGAAGAGCAUGGCGAGGGUGAAAGAGUUGAGAAAGGGUUUCAAAGCUGUUCAAGAUUUGGAACUUCUCAAGCUCAUCAAAUCUGAAAUUCAUUUUGAACUUGCUUCUAAUCACUUUCAGAAUGUUCAAAGUGGUUCUAUAGGGGAAUUUGUGGUGGACUCAGAUUCACCACAUUCCAAAGAUGUGGUUUUGAGAAGAAAAUGUGAUUCGGGUGAGGAACUUGCUCUUUCAGCCAUAUUGGGUCCUCCUAACUAUGAAAAAGACCUUGUUUUUGUAAGGGAUGUUUUCAUGAAAGUUUGUAUUAAAAAACCAGCCUUGUCCUCCAUCUUGCAAUUUGACUGUAAAGUUUAUCAAGAAACUGAUAAAAGUUCUGAAUUCGACAUCAACAAUGCCUAUUAUCUCAGAUCACCUACAUCUAUUAGCUCUUCCAUGUACAGAGGUCCCUUAUUCAGUGAAUUGGAUACUGAGUUGCAAAAAGCAUUCAAGGAAUACUUGAUAGCCAAGGGCAUUGGAGAAAGUUUGACCAAUUUCCUUCUCCACUACCUACACACAAGAGAGCAAAAGCAAUAUGUGAACUGGUUGAAAAAGGGUGAAGCAUUCUUGUCUAAAAACAACCCAUAGAAUCAAUUUUCAGAGACACAUUCUACUUAGUUAUGUAGAGUUGCAUUAGGAAUCAAUACUGGCACUUGUCUCCAGGGAAUGGGGAUUAGAUGUUCCAUUUUCACCAAGUUUUUAUUCAAUAAUUUGAGAAUAAGAAUUAUGCUCAGGUUGUCAAAUUUGUAAUAUUAUUAUUAUAGUCAAUUUUUUAUAAUACAAAAAAAAAUCCAAAAUA
This is a messenger RNA of Cicer arietinum (chickpea), 878 nucleotides long. RefSeq lists its product as uncharacterized. The record is from RefSeq and is a predicted model, not a curated record. NCBI's taxonomy places the organism in Eukaryota, Viridiplantae, Streptophyta, Magnoliopsida, Fabales, Fabaceae. Gene Ontology annotation, cellular component: mitochondrial matrix.